This is a messenger RNA of Diabrotica virgifera virgifera (western corn rootworm), 10388 nucleotides long. RefSeq names its product ATP-binding cassette sub-family C member 4. Gene Ontology annotation, cellular component: membrane. Gene Ontology annotation, molecular function: ABC-type transporter activity; ATP binding; ATP hydrolysis activity. The coding region runs from base 695 to 4666 and encodes 1323 amino acids. Lineage: Eukaryota; Metazoa; Arthropoda; Insecta; Coleoptera; Chrysomelidae. The record is from RefSeq and is a predicted model, not a curated record. Gene Ontology annotation, biological process: transmembrane transport. The transcript has 17 exons.
GAACAAAACUAGUCGUGUGCCGACUUUGUAACGGGGAGGACGUUUAUUUUAAGCGUACAAACAAACCACGGCGUGAGUUGACGUAAAUUUCAAACAGUUACCGCGAAAAUAAAACAAGUGAGAAAUAGUUUUAAUUGUUUUUCCGUGAGAGAUUAAAUUUUGUUUGCUGUACAAUUGAAUAUUAGCAGACUUCAAUCACAAUUGUACUUCUGCUGCUAUAACAAAUUACUCAUACGCAACAACGGCAGCACAAAAAACCCAAAUUGGUCCAGUUGGAAGAUAAUACUCACGGGGAAUAUCCUCAGGCCGUUCAAAUUAACUACCAGGAAUUCAACCCAGAUAAUAACUUUUAACAGCCGCCUCCAAUUACAAUCAUCUGCAUAAAAGAGACCAUCCGACUCUUAAUGCCGCCAUAAAGUGAAACAGCCCAAACAAUCUUUUUAUUAUCGUUUAAGUCACUGUGUGUCAGUUAUGGUUAAUCUUUAGGAAGAGAGAAGUGUGUCGGUAAUUGAAAGUUUUUAAAAUCGUCUUGAUAACGUGAUACAUUUUGAGCCCUCUUAAUUAAUGUUAAUUAUAUAAUUUUUGAUAAGUGUUUUGUGUUCCGUUCACGCGAGUUUUAGUUUAGUGCCUAAGUUAACCUUAAUAAAAUUUGUGUUUAGUUCAAUGGUUUUAAGUAAACACUCUGUGAAUAAUCAUGGAUAUAGCAAAAGAAAAUUACAAUCCCAAUCCCAGGGAUGGAGCCAACGUAUUUUCCGUCCUCUUUUUUUCUUACACAAUCGAGAUGUUCCGGAAAGGAUAUCGCAAAGUUUUGGACGUGGAUGAUCUGUAUAAUCCAAUAAGAAGUGAUAGAAGUACAUUAUUAGGAGAUAGAUUAGAAAAAAAAUGGAAUUCACACUUAUUAAAAUGCAACAAAACCCGAAAAAAACCGAGCUUGCUGAAAAUACUAGUGUCCACAUUUUGGCCAGAAUACUUAUAUCUAGGCUGUAUAUUAGCUCUAAUGGAUCUCUUAGUUAGGUUAUCACAGCCCAUCAUGUUGGGUAACAUGUUGUCGUACUUCAAACCAGGAACAGAGACUACUAAGGAAGAAGCACUUUGGUACGCAGGUGCUGUAGUAGUUCUAAAUGGAAUAAGCGCUUUAUUAAUCAAUCAGUAUAUCAUGAAUGCCUUUCAUUAUGGUAUGAAAGUUAGAGCAGCAGUUUGUUCCCUGAUAUAUAGAAAGGCACUUCGAUUAAGUCACACAGCAUUAGGAGACACUGCUUCUGGUAAAAUAGUUAAUUUAUUAUCAAAUGACGUCAGCAGGUUUGACAUAGUAUCAAUUUUUAUCCACCACAUGUGGGUAGCACCCACUUCGGCCAUAUUUAUUUUGUUCUUCAUGUACAGAGAAGCUGGCUAUGCAGCAAUCCUGGGUAUUCUGACGGUGUUCCUAGUCGUACCUUUGCAAUCAUACACUGGUCGACUUUCUGCAAUUUAUAGAAAACAAACUGCUCUAAGAACGGACGAGAGAGUCCGACUGAUGGAUGAAGUCAUAUCUGGUGUCCAAGUAAUCAAGAUGUACGCAUGGGAAAAGCCUUUCAAACAUUUGAUCAAAUUAGCGAGGAAAGCUGAACUGAAAAUUGUAACAAAGUCGUCGUAUGUAAGAGCUUUGUUUAUGACCUUCAACUUAUUUACUACCAGAGCUGCUUUAUUCGCUACAUUAUUGACAAUGGUAUUGACUGACCAGCAGAUCACAGCUACCAAGGUAUUCGUCUUCAUGUCCUACUUCAACAUACUUUCCCAAACGAUGUCUGCCAUGUUUGUUAGAGGUAUAGCGGAAAUUGCAGAACUAAUAGUAGCAAUCAAAAGAGUCCAGGAAUUCAUGUUAAAUGAGGAAUUCCGUCCAGUGGUAAAAUACCAAAACAAUAACGACAAAAUAUUCUUCAACAAAACUCUUAUUAACUUAAAAGACUUGACCGUCAAAUGGAAUUUAGCCACCAAAGAUGACGCUCUAAAAAAAAUAAAUUUGGCUGUUAAUGAGGGGAAGUUGAUUGGUAUCAUUGGAACAGUCGGAAGCGGAAAAAGUUCGCUGUUACAGACGAUUUUAGGAGAGCUCGAGGUGAUCUAUGGCAGUAUUGAAGUUAACGGCACCGUCUCUUACGCCUCCCAAGAAGCAUGGGUAUUUGCAGCUACCAUCCGACAGAACAUAGUUUUUGGUGGCAAAUACGACAAACACCGAUACAAUCAAGUGGUCAAAGCGUGUGCCCUAGAAAAGGAUUUUAAACAAUUUGAAAACGGAGACCUCACCAUCGUAGGAGAACGGGGGGCGUCUUUGAGCGGAGGGCAAAAGGCUAGGAUCAAUUUGGCAAGGGCGUUGUACCGGGAGGCUGAUAUAUAUUUGUUAGAUGAUCCUUUAUCUGCUGUGGAUAUUCAUGUUUCAAAGCAUCUUUAUGAUGAAUGUAUAAAUGGGUAUUUAGCUCAUAAAACUAGAGUAUUGGUUACCCACCAAGUUCAUCACUUAAAAGAUGCUGAUCAUAUUGUUAUUUUGAAUAACGGAACUAUAGAAAAUGAAGGCAGUUUUGAAGAGCUUUCAGUUAGUGAUAAUUUAUAUGCCAAAUUGCUGACUUCCGAAGUUGAACUUACAGAUGAAGAAAAACAGAAACAGACGGACACAGCUAAAAUUAGCAGAAAAAUAUCAAUCAGGAGGUCGCGAACGUCGUUAGUCAGCGCCGCUAGUGAGCUUAGUCUCACCGAUGCUAUUAUAAAAGAAGCUACUGGAAGUGAUGAUGAAGAAGAACCAGAAAUAAGACUGAAAGACUUACAGGAAGAAUCCUCGAAGGGUAAAGUGAAAGAAUCACUGUUCUGGAGUUAUUUAAUCCACGGAGGUAAUAUAUUUUUCGUGGCUUUCGUUCUUCUGUUGUAUAUCCUUUCGCAAGUGGCAGCCAGUGGUGUGGACUAUUUUGUCAGCAUGUGGGUAAAUAUAGAAGAAUUUAGAAACCAAACGUUAUCUAGAACAAGUGCAAACAAAACAGAAGAAGUCAGUAUUAGGUCUACCGUAGAAUGGUCAACCGAAACAUGUAUUUACAUAUACGCUGGAGGAUUAAUAGCUCUAUUCGUGAUAGCAUUCGCUAGAUCGAUGCUAUUUUACAAGCUAGCCAUGUGGAGUUCUCAAAAAUUACAUGACGUCAUGUUCCAUAGUGUCAUCGCAGCUACUAUGAGAUUUUUCGAUACGAAUCCCAGUGGAAGAAUUUUAAAUAGGUUCUCGAAAGAUAUAGGAGCCAUCGAUGAAUGGUUGCCCAAAGCUAUCUUAGAUGCUUCGCAGAUUAUUUUAAUGAUGGUUGGAUCGUUGAUAUUAGUUGCAAUAAUAAACCCAUAUUUCCUUAUAUUAGUUUUCUUCAUGGGAAUUUUCUUCUUAUCAAUGAGACAUGUGUACCUGAAAACAUCGAAAAAUAUCAAAAGACUGGAAGGAAUAAUGAGAAGUCCUGUAUUUACCCACUUAAAUGCUACUCUCCAGGGAUUAACAACGAUUAGGUCAUUUGGUGCACAACCCAUUCUAAUGAACGAAUUCGACAAGCAUCAAGAUUCCCAUACUAGUGCCUGGUUCAUGUAUAUUGCUGCAAGUUCUGCGUUUGGAUUCUACUUGGACAUCAUAUGUUUCAUAUUUAUAGCCAUUAUUACAUUUUAUUUACUUAAUUUUGGAGAAGCGUUAUCACUAAAAGGUGGUGAAGUCGGUCUUGCUAUAACACAAGCAACAGCACUGACAGGUAUGGUUCAAUGGGGUAUUCGUCAGUCUGCAGAGAUUACUAACCAGCUAAUGAGUGUAGAAAGAGUAUUGGAAUACAAGUCCUUACCUGCCGAAAUACAGCCAGUGGUACCUAAAAAGCCAUUGCCGAAAUGGCCAGAAAAGGGAAACGUUUCAUUUAGAAAUAUGGGAUUAAAAUAUAUAGAAAAUGGACCCUUGACAUUGAAUAAUCUAAACUUAUCUAUUCAGUCCAAUGAAAAGGUUGGAAUAGUCGGUAGAACAGGCGCUGGAAAAUCGUCUCUGAUAGCAGCUCUAUUUAGACUAGCCAAAAUCGAUGGAGAAAUUAACAUAGACGGAAUAGACACAAAAGACUUACUUUUGGAAGAUCUCCGCUCAAAAAUAUCAAUCAUUCCCCAAGAUCCUGUCCUAUUUUCGGGAAACUUAAGAUAUAAUCUGGAUCCUUUCGAAGAAUACCCCGAUGAACUUUUAUACAAAGCCAUCGAGGAUGUCGAACUAAAAGAUCCUGCCAAUAUAAUAAAUAGAUUAGAAAAUAAAGUGAUGGACAGAGGUUCCAAUUACAGCGUUGGUCAAAGGCAGUUGAUCUGUUUGGCCAGAGCUAUUAUUAGAAAUAACAAAAUUUUAGUGUUGGAUGAAGCGACUGCCAAUGUGGAUCCACAGACUGAUGCUUUAAUCCAGAAAACUAUAAGAAAAAAGUUUGCAGAUUGUACGGUACUUACAGUUGCUCAUAGACUGAACACUAUUAUGGAUUCGGAUAAAGUACUUGUGAUGGCAUCGGGCACUAUGGUAGAAUUCGAUCAUCCACAUCUACUACUUCAGAAUUCUAAUGGUGUCUUUUAUAAAAUGGUAGCUGAAGCAGGCAAGAGUCUUGGUGAUCAACUUAGGAAAAUUGCCAAAGAUAGUUAUCAAAGGACUCUAUCACUCCCUGAGUAGGGAUUAGUUUUAAUAUUUUGACACGUUAUGAGAUUUCGAAAAUAAUUCUUGGUAUAUCUACCUAGGUAUAGGUAUACCAUUAAUAAUGAUUACAAAUGUAUUUGUAUGUUAUGACGAUAUAUUUGACGUUGGAAGUUAUAUAUCACUUAAUUUGAGGUACCUACAGCAAAUGUUAGGUAUGAUCGGUUUCAAGCAAUAUCUGUAAACAGCCUUUAAAAAUAGUCCUUUUCCUGUAGGUAACCAGAAAGGUUACCGUAGGUCACAAGAAAAAUCAAGUGGCGUCAAAUCUGGAGACCGGGGAGGCUAAACAAUUUCAGAAUCAUAAUGUUGCUGCUUUUAUUUAUACACACCGGCAAAAUUAGCCGAACACCUUAAAAAUGGGACAUGUUUGAUGUCACGAAUUUCCUAAACCAGUGGUCCGAUUUGAGUGAUUCUUUUAGUAUGUUAUAACCUUAUUAUUUAAGAAUAUCGUUGUAGUAAUAUUGUUGCUAGACAGCUACAUAUCAUUUUAUACCGGGUGUAACAAUAAUACUGUGUUUUUUUUCUCAAAGUUUGGAACACCCUGUGGACUAUUCUAGCAUAUAUAAAAUAUUGAAAUUAAAACUCAAAUAUAGCCUUAGGCUUUCUUAACAUCCUCUUCUUUGAUUCAUUUGCUUAUGUUGGUAAAUAAAAAAGUUAUGGGCUUUAACAACUAGCCAUGUUUUUCAUCGAUAAAUCCUCAUAGUAGGGGAGGAAAGUAUGCUAAAUUUGCAGUUACUCGAGCGUUAUGGGGACCUAUUGGAUUAUGAAUAGUAUGUGCUAAAACCAAAAAAUGGUUGAGUUAAGUUUUCCAUAUAUUGGGGGACUUUUCAUUUUUGAAUUUAUUUUCCAUUUGAAACAAUCGUUUUUUUCCGAUUAUAGCGCGAUCCAUCCAUAAUUCGAAAAAAUGUGUCGAAUAAAAGUUGCUUAUUUUUACGUAAAAAAUCCAAAUCUGCAAUAAAAAUUGGGGGCUUCUAUUUAAGAUUUUAAAUUAAAUUCCCCACCCCACCUCCGUGGGGGGACGUGUUUGGUGCCAUUCGAUAGAUUUUUCAAAAAUAUUGAAUACGUGUAUUUUGCAGUUUUUCGAUCUGAUGUUCAGCUAGUUCAGCUGAAAUAGACGGGAGGUCGUCAUUGUGACAUCGCUUAUUAAUUUAGUUAUUUAAUACAUCUAUUGAAUUACUUUAGGCUUGUUUAUUAAACUAAGCAGAUAAGGAUGGUAGGGGAGCCCAAGCGGGGAUUUUUUCAGUUACUCGAGCGCGUCAGAUUAUCACAUGGGGAGAAACCUUGUAUCCUGUAAAUGUACCUAUACCAUAAUAUAUUGGUUCUUAACACCGGGGAAUUCAUUAAGGGGGACCGAGAAAAAAAUCUAUUCUUAGAAAUCUAAAAAAUCUAUUCGCUUGAGGGGUAAAUUAAAAAUUUUAAAUACGAUAUUUCGCGAAAUGAACAUUAGGUCGUAAAACUGCAAAAUACACGUAUUCAAUAUUUUUCAAAAAUCUGUCGAAUGGCACCAAACACGUCCCCCCGCGGAGGUGGGGUGGGGGUUACUUUAAAAUGUUAAAUAGGAGCCCCCAUUUUUAUUGAAGAUUUGGAUUCCUGACGUAAAAAUAAGCAACUUUUAUUCGCAACAUUUUUUUAAAUUAUGGAUAAAUGACGCUAUAAUCGGAAAAAAACGAUUGUUUCAAAUGGAAAAUAAAUAAAAAAAUGAAAAGUCCCCCAAUAUAUGGAAAACUUAAGUUAACCUUUUUCUGGUUUUAGCACAUACUAUUCACAAUCCAAUAGGUCCCCAUAACGCUCGAGUAACUGCAAAUUUAGCAUACUUUCCUCCCCUAUUAUGAGGAUUUAUCGAUGAAAAACAUGGCUAGUUGUUAAAGCCCAUAACUUUUUUAUUUUCCAACAUAAGCAAAUGAAUCAAAGAAGAAGAUGUUAAGAAAGCCUAAGGCUAUAUUUGAGUUUUAAUUUCAAUAUUUUAUAUAUGCUAGAAUAUUCCACAGGGUGUUCCAAACUUUAAGAAAAAAACACAGUAUUAUUGUUACACCCGGUAUAAAAUGAUAUUUAGCUGUCUAGGAACAAUAUUAUUACAACGAUAUUCUUAAAUAAUAAGGCUAUAACAUACUAAAAGAAUCACUCACAUCGGACCACUGGUUUAGGAAAUUCGUGACAUCAAACAUGUCCCAUUUUUAAGGUGUUCGGCUAAUUUUGCCGGUGUGUGUAUAUUAAUCUAAAAAUGUUCAAUUUGUGGGUUAGGCCACUGUUGCUCUGAGUGCCUUAAAUUAACACCCAACUAUAGCCUCAUGUUUUCUUAACAUUCUGUUUUUUGAUUCAUUCGCUUAUGUUGGGUAAUAACAAAGUUAGGUAUUUUAACAACUAGCCUUGUUUCUCAAUAAUACAGGAUAUUUUUAGCCAAGUAUGGCAAACUUUAAGGGGUAAUUCUGCGUGAAAAAAUAAUGAUAGUUUGCUUUAUACGUGUCCGGGAUAGGGGGUAUUGGAAUUUUUCUUACAAACUGACGAUUUAUUUAUUAAGAUAUGCAAAUGAAAUUUGGUGGUUUUUAAGAGGUAGUUGUUAUGCAUUUUUGACAUACAAUUAAGAAUUUUGUGUUCACCGUUGGCGCAUAUAAGGCUCAUAAUAUGAGCCUGGGUAAUAUUAUUACCCAUAUUUUAAUAUAAUUAGGUAAAGAAAAUUUCUUGGAGAAGUGUAUUUUAAUUUUGCAUACUUAACCCUGGCAGCUAUAUUAAACAAGUUGAUUUCCGACUGGAAUAUUAUUUGACAAAUAAUGACAUGAUUUCCAAGUCAGUUAAAUAUGUUAUAUUUCCCUAGGGCGUUAUUUUUCAAAAUAACACCCUAGGGUAUGUCCUAGGGUAUUAAAUUUAAAUAACUAGUUAAAUACUGUCAAGUCGACAAAUAACAACUUAAGUAAAACCAUAUGGUUACCACAAUUACGUUACGACUGUUGCUGGUAAAUGUACUUAUUUGAAAACUAAUUAAUUCAAAAUUCAUUCAAAUUUUUUGCAUAUAAAGAAUAUUUAGUCGGACAUUAAACGUUGAAGGCACCACGGGUAUUAUGGAUAAUAACGCUUUCGAUCAAGUAUAUUGACGGAAACACCAAUGACCGACACACCAUUGACCUCAAGCGUUAUUAUCCUUAUAAUACCCUUGGUACAUUAAUAACUAUAAUGUUAUAAGCUAAUAUUUAGCUAAUAAAAAUUCUGUUAAAUUUUGUGUACUUACUGUAAAUUUUUGGUAUUAGUAAGGUCGUUAAUACUGAAAAUAAUGCCAAAUAUCCAUGUCUAUCAGGUAUUUACCAUUGGCAAGUGUAAGUUUCUUGAAAAUCUUUGAGGGUAUAGGUUCACAAGGAGUUCCCUUAAUGAGGCUAGGUUUGAAAGUUUCUAACUGGGGCGUGGUUUUAUUCAUUAUCAUUAUCAGUUUUACAAGUUUUUGUUGUAUCCACAUUAUAUUAUACCAAACUGUUUAAAUGGAAAGUUAAAACAAUUCUAUAAUUUCCUUUCAAGAGAAGAGGGGCGGAAACAGAUACAGAAAAAUUUAUGAUGUAUUCGGGAUCAGUUAUUUGGGGGGUAAAUUUAAAACAUUUUCACUUCCGGUUCAACGGAAAUUCUAAAACAAUAUAUUUCUCAGAUAUCUAAAUGAGGAUAUACUCUAUUUAUUUUUACCAAAGUACUCACAUUAUUAUUUUUGUAGAUUAUUUUGAGACAAAAAUCAUGUUAAAAGCUUAUAAUGCCACCAACCUGUAAAACUAAAGUUUGAGGCAACUAUUGUUUGGGAAUCAACAGUAACUAUUUGGAAACCAAAACACAUACAAAUAGGCCUGGAACCUGCGUACCAAAAAAAGUUUAUCAAUAGCAAGCUGAAGAUUUGUUAAUUGCUUAACGGUGUCUAGUCGGACAAACUUUGAUGUACCGGAACACUGGAACAGGGGAAGUUUUAAUUGGGGAACAGGUUACAGGUUUGGAACGUCAGACUACGAAAACGUCCCAGGUAUUUUGUCGGACAGACCUUCCAAUUAAUUUGUUACUCUUUCAUGAAACUCUCAUGCAAAAUCAGACUGCUAUUUAUCACCAACAUAAAUCCUGUCACUUGAUAUGUUCUACGUGUCGGACUUAUUAAAAUGCCCAACAUAUUUGUCGGAGACAAACAUUUUUUCAUAUAUUAUAUAAAGUUUGCUAUUGACUAGACGUAAAAACAACCUGCUAGUUUUCACAAUCAUAAACUUGUCAGGAUGACAAGUUCCAGAAUUAAAAUCAUGUUCCACAAUUAAAACUUGCCCUCUUCCAAUGUUCCCAUACAUCAAAGUUUGUCCGACGACUAGACACUGUUAAUCGGGUCUAGGACAUUUCGGCGUCGCCGUUUCGGCGUGGCCAUUUCGGCGUGGCCGUUUGGGCGUAGAGCCGUUUCGGCGUAGGCCGUUUCGGCGUCGGCCAUUUCGGCGUCAGAGAUUUUAUUUUAGUUGACUAAAUACCUACAUUGGAGUCUAUUAGUAAGACAUUAUUUUGAAAAAAAUCUUUUAAUAUAGUUAUUUAAAUAGAUACAUUGGAGUCCAUUGAUCACAAAAUUUUAAUAUUAAUGGUAGAUUUGUAUAUGUCAAUUUUAUACUUAUGUGUGUGUGCUUGUUAUUUAGCUCAUAGUUAAUGUAAUAUCUGUAAUUGGCUUCUAGCUGUAGAUAUUAUAUAUAAAUAAAUGAAUAAACAAGAUUUUGGAAAAAUGAAUAUUUUAUUUUAGUUAUUAUUUACAUGUUAUAAUUAGAUAUGUGCUAGUCCAAUUAAAAAUCCUGAAACAUUUAUAUUUACAUACAAAACAUUUAUAUUUAACCUACAAAACUUAUUCACGAAAUAUUAAUUAAAAUAAAGUACCUACUUACAUAUUAUAAUUAUGUGCUAGUCCUCUUAAAAAUUCUAAAACAUCCCCGUUUGCAUCAAAAUUUCCCACAAGCCGUGAAAUGCGAUCAUCUGCGUCUCUGUAUUUAGUCUCUGUAGGUAUUUAGUCAACUAAAAUAAAAUUUCUGACGCCGAAAUGGCCGACGCCGAAACGGCCUACGCCGAAACGGCCUACGCCGAAACGGCUCUACGCCCAAACGGCCACGCCGAAAUGGCCACGCCGAAACGGCGACGCCGAAACGUCCCAUUCCGCUGUUAAUCUAUUAACACAUUUUCAGCUUGCUAUUAAUAAACUUUUUUUUGGUACGCGGGAUCCAGACCUAAAAGUUUAUAGAAAAUUUUUUAAACUAUUAUAUUAGACAAAAUAUUAAAUGGUUUUUAGCUCUAUUCACUGUUUCUGAUAUCUGACGACGGUUAUUAAGAUACGUGGUAAUUAAAAAGUCAAAUAAUAGUCAAAUCAAAAUUAAAAAAUGGACCGGCAGAUGAUAUUUAAGAUAUGUUACAAAUUUUGAAUUGCAAGUUAGAUUUUAGACAUUUUGAAUUGCCAAACCAGUAAUUUUCCAGUACAAUAAUUUAUACUUAAAUAAAAAUAGGUAGGUAUAUUUUAAUAUUGUAAAAACUAUGUAUUUUUAAAAUAUAAAUCGAAUCAUAUAUGGACGUUUUAAAUUAUAUAUUUUUGAAUUUUUAUAUACGUAUGGAAGUGUUAUCUACUUGUAUAUAUUUUAGUAUGUAUAUUUUUACAAAAAUGUGAAUUUUUAGGUAAAUUUUAAAAUAUUGUAAUAGGUUGUUUAUAUAUUUAAUAAAGUAUUUAAAAAUA